UCAAUAAUGUCCCAUGCCUCUGAACUGCCUGGUGCUCAAACUUGGACGCGGACUGAAAAUAAUGUUGUUUCCCGCGGGAGCGAGCGUUCCGGUCACCGAAAGCGAGCCUCGGGACUCGUGUUUGAGUUUGUAAAAUUGUUUUAAGAACUCUGAAUAACUCACCGGCUUGUUUUUGGACUCUUGCUGAUAAUGGCAAGCAGUAGCUGAGUGUUUUGAUCCCGGUCAGUGACAGCCUGCAGACGGCAGGGAGAGCUGUGUGGCGAUCACGCAGUACUUGAUUAUGAGCGCUCGCAAGAAGUGAAGAGAAUCUGGGAGCUGAUUUCUCGCUGGGACGACAAUAGGUUUAACACAGUGUGUGGCAGAUCAAAGCCAGAGGAGCCAUGGAGGCCUCACAGGACCUCAGCGAACAGAUGGUAAAGAAAUCACACACUGAAUCUCAUGUUCCAGACCCUUCAGACGUCAGGUCUAUGGAAAUGCAGGACCUAGCCAGUCCUCAUAACCGAGUGGGAGGUGGAGAUUCGACAGGCUCCAAGCUGGACAAGAACAACCUUGGCAGCCCGUCUAUCACCACCAAUGGAACAGGAGGUGAAAGCAUGACCGUUCUUAACACGGCUGAUUGGCUGUUGGGCUGCAGCAGCCCAUCCCCUGCCACAGGCUCCAAGGAAUAUGUGAAAACAGAGCCGUUGAACAACAGCGAUACAGUUACUACGACAGGGGACACAGCCCUAGAUACAUACGCAGGCUCAGUAAUCACCAGCAGCGGCUACAGCCCUCGUUCAGCCCACCAGUACUCUCCCCCUCUCUACCCAUCCAAGCCCUACCCUCACAUCCUCUCCACGCCGGCAGCUCCUUCCAUGCCGACGUACACCGGCCAACCUCAGUUCAGCAGCAUGCAGCAAUCAACCGUCUAUACUGCUUAUUCGCAGACAGGCCAGGCCUACGGAUUGUCUACCUAUGACCUCGGUGUGAUGCUUCCCGGCAUAAAAACAGAAAGCGGCCUAGCCCAGAGUCAGUCUCCUCUGCAGACAGGCCUCAGCUACAGCCCCGGCUUUACCACACCUCAGCCUGGACAGACUGCCUACUCCCCCUAUCCAAUGCCAGGUUCCAGUUUCACUCCUUCCUCAGGCCUCUACACCACCAACAACUCAGUGUCCAACCCCGCCAACUACACUGCCACACAGCAGGAUUAUCCCUCAUAUACGACAUUUGGCCAAAACCAGUAUGCUCAGUAUUAUUCCACCUCCCCUUACGGGACGUACAUGACCUCCAACAACGUGGAUGGCACCGGUUCCACAGCAGCCUACCAGCUGCAAGAUCCCACCCCCGCCAUAACUGGACAGGCUGCUGAACUUCACCCAGGGGACUUUGAUACAGUGCAGAGCCCUUCCACACCCAUCAAAGAGCUGGAUGACAGAGCCUGCCGGAGUGGGGGGUCUAAGUCUCGGGGCAGGGGCCGCAAGAACAAACCCUCCCCUCCUCCUGAUAGUGACCUGGAGAGGGUGUUUGUUUGGGAUCUGGAUGAGACGAUUAUUGUCUUCCAUUCUCUGCUCACAGGCUCCUAUGCACAAAAAUAUGGCAAGGACCCUCCCAUGGCGGUAACACUGGGUCUGAGGAUGGAAGAGAUGAUCUUCAACUUGGCUGACACACACUUAUUUUUUAAUGACCUGGAGGAAUGUGAUCAGGUGCAUAUUGAUGACGUGUCAUCAGAUGACAAUGGCCAGGACUUAAGUACUUACAGUUUUGCAACUGAUGGCUUCCAUGCAGCUGCAACCAGCGCAAACCUGUGCCUGGCUACGGGCGUCCGCGGUGGAGUCGACUGGAUGAGGAAACUGGCCUUCCGCUACCGACGAGUCAAAGAGUUGUAUAGCACGUACAAAAACAAUGUGGGGGGUCUGCUGGGUCCUGCUAAGAGAGACGCCUGGCUGCAGCUCAGAGCUGAGGUGGAAGCUCUGACUGACUCCUGGCUCACCCACGCACUCAAGUCCCUGUCCAUAAUCAGCUCCAGGAGUAACUGUGUAAAUGUGUUGGUGACCACAACACAGCUCAUACCAGCGCUGGCCAAAGUUCUCUUAUAUAGUCUGGGAUCUGUUUUUCCUAUUGAGAACAUUUACAGUGCAACAAAAAUAGGAAAAGAGAGUUGCUUUGAACGCAUAAUGCAAAGGUUUGGCAGGAAAGUAGUGUAUGUUGUAAUUGGGGACGGUGUGGAAGAGGAACAGGCGGCCAAAAAGGUAAUGGACCCGCAACCUCACCGUGACCCCCGCCUACUCAGCACAGCGUGUGCUCUGAUUGGACGAAGCCCGCCUUUCUUUGCUGCUGCAGUUUUGUGUUGGUCCUUUACUUUUUCUGGUCUACUUGCUUUGGUUUUUGUUUUGUUUUUUUCAUGGGGUGACAGGAGACUUUUGCAGCCGUCAGAGUGAAAAUUUGAGAAUGAGCCUCAGCUGCUGAUGGAUAUUUUGCACCAGCUUUUUCAGCGUCAGCUAUUCCAAAUUUGUGUCAAUAACAGAUUUUUAUUAGAUUGACAUUGGCAUCUGCAAUUGUGUAAUGAAUGGCUGUGUAAAUGUACACGCUGACUGGGCUGUGAACGGCCUCAUUUGUUCAGAGCAAUGAUCCUGCCGUAUCCUGUGACGUGUCUCCUGUUAUGUGUUUUUAACUGAUGUUGUAGUUGUAUAACAAAAAAAAGGGAGAUAAGUAGUGAUCUAUUUUAAGUUUGCUACACCAAAAUAUUUUCUUAAUCCUCUCUUCUACAGCUUUGGGUUUCAUUCAUCGUGCUGGGUGCUGGGGUUGUUAAAAGAUGGCUUUGCAUUUUGGGAUAUACUCUUUUUUUUACUUUCUUACUGAGCACUAAAUACAUUGGAUUUGGAUGGUUUUCAACAUUAGCAUCAUCUUAAAAUUGGUUCAGUCCCCCUCCUGGCCCCCAUCAGUCUACACACAAUACUCCACAAGAACCUAGUAUAAUAGGACUUUGAAGUGUUUUGUCAAGUUAUUAAGAAUAAAAACCUGGAAUAACCCAUUUGCAUGACUACCCAUCACUUGUGUUAAAGCUCCUUUGGCAGCAGCGAACGGAAAUGAACCUUCAAGCUUUCAUUUGAAGAUUUCUCCAGUUCUCCUUAGCAAAAUUGUUAAACCUCAGCCAGCUCAGUCAGACAUUUCCAGGACUCUCCAGAAGUGUUUAGGUCUGAACUCUGGCUGGGUCAGUCCAGGAGUUUUCCCAGAGCCACUCCUGUGCUUUUUUGGCAUUGCACUAGGGCCUUUUUUUCCUGCUGAAAUAUAAUCCUGAGCACUCUGACAAAGGUUUUCACUCAGGAUUUCUCUAUAUUUUCUGCCUUCAUCAUUCCCUCUAUCCUUACUGGUUUCUCAGUACUUGACAGAAAAUUACUGAUGGAGCAUAAUGCUGCCACCUCUGUCUUUGACUGUAGGAUUGGAAUUAAUGAGGUGAUGCCCAGUGCCUAGUUUCCUCCAUGCGUCUGUCUUCAUUUUAGAUCAGAUUGGAUUACUGUCUUAAUGAAUGUUUCUCCCAUCCCUACAAAGGAGUUUAUUCAUAGUGACUACUGGGUUCUUAGUUACAUGGCCUCUGUCCCAGUUACGGAGUUUGGCUGAAACAAGGAGAACAUUUAAUAAAAGUAGGAAGCGCCACAACUGUGAGUGUCAUAACAACAGGUUUGUUAUCAUCCAUCCAUUCAUCCAUCCAUCAAUCUUCUGCCACUUAUCUGACACUGGGUCAUCAGUCUAUUCACAACACAGGGGUCAUGUUUACCUCUGUAGCAUCCCCUUUUCUUUUAACGACAGUCUGUAAAUGUCUGGGAACUGAGGAAACCAGCUCCUGGACCUUUGGGAAAGGAAUGUUGUUCCAUUCACAAAGUCCAGUGUCAUAGCAUCAGAAAUGCAGGCUUUCGAACUGAACACUCUUGAAUCCAUUUUACCAAAAUUUUGAUUCAUCUGACUGCAGAACAGUUUUCCACUUCCAAAACUGAGGUUAUUGUACUAAAAAUCUUAAAGAUACAGUGUCUAACCAGAUGCUUACUCUGGAUGGCUUUACCUUGGCCUCCAGUAACACUGGGAUGAGUCUUGGAGUCUUUUUUGACCAGGAUGUCUCCUUCAAUGCACAUAUUAAAUAUUGUAAGGUAAAGACCUUACAAUAAAAAGCACCUUGAGGCAACUGUUGCUGUGAUUUGGUGCUUUAUAAAUAAAACUGAAUUCAACCUGAUGCUCUUUUCAUACCCAAUCAUCUUAAUGGCCUGCCUCAAGUUAACCUGAUAAGUAGCAAACUCUUCAUCUAGAUAUUUGUUUUAGCACCACUUUUAGGCUUUUCUUGUCCCCAUCCAAACUUUUUUGUGAUAUUCCGCUGCCGUCAACUUCAAAUAAGCCAACAUUUCUCAUAAAAUGGUAUAUUCUCUGUUUAAUAUCUUUAUUAAAAUAUGGGUUUAUGAGAUUUGCAAAUCAUUGCAUUCUGUUUUUAUUCACAUUUCACAGAGUGACCCAACAGUUUUUUGGGGUUACGCAUGAAGACAAUAUUUCUGUCUCUAAUUUUAGUACAGUAUCACAGGACUCUGAAAACUCUGUUUUGUUAUUGUGGAGUAUUAUGUGUAGACUGUGUUUAGAAAAAAACUGAAUUCAUUUCAAGAUUAGUCUAAAACAUAAUAAAAUGUAGAACAGGAUGUAAAAACUUCCCACAUACAAUUUUGGCACUACUGUUAAAGCUUUUUAGGAAACUAUUGACUUCAAGCUACAGUCAGCAAAAAGUUAAAUUACCUUAGCAUAAAGGCCGGAAACAUUGGGGAAACUGGUGUUUUAAAAAGUAAACAUUUCUUAGUCUUUACAGCUCACCAAUUUAGUUAUAUCUUGUUGAUUUAAUUAUAAUGAAAACAAAAGUCAAAAACAACAGCUGCAGGGAUUUUCUAUGGGUUAUAUGAGUGUUUCAAAGUAGAGGCUAGCAUCAGUCAAAGUAGAGGCUAGCAUCAUCAGCACAAAUCUUGUUAUCCUUCAUACAUUUUUUAAAGUUCUUUGUACAUAUUAUUGCUGAUACAUAUGUUACAAUUAAGUUGGUGAUAUUGAGAAUUGCCCUUUGUAGAUUUUUGUGCUUUUUUUAAGGCUAAGGUACCUAUUUUUAAAAUUUUUAUGCUAAGCUAAACUGACGAACCGCUGGCUGUAGCUUCACCAAGAGGGGAGAGAUGAGUGAUAUAAAUUAUGUCAUCUGAUGUAACCUUCUGAACAGAAGGAUAAGCAUAAUUCCCAAAAUGCCACCCUUUGUCUUAAAGCCUUAGAAAUGCAUGGAUUUUUGUUUGCAGUGCAGCUACAAGCUACAGUAGUGUAGCUUGCAUGUGGUUAGGCGGUGGUGGUGUGCAACAGUGAUAAUUGUAUGUCUGAUUUUAAUGAUGUGUGUCCACUCCGCAGCACAACAUGCCUUUCUGGAGGAUAUCAAGUCACUCUGACCUGCUGGCAUUACACCAAGCACUGGAGUUUGAGUACCUGUAACUAUUAUAGCAAUAUGGACUCAUUGCAUUGUCACAUGGACACGGUCAGCCAGGCAGCCCCUUUCUUUUGUAUAACUAUUUAAGAACACACGACACUGCAAGUGUUUCUGUGAUUACUUUCGUUUCCUGUCUUGUUUUUGAAUGUCUGGAUUUACAAACUCGUAACGGUCUUAAGAGGUUAAAGGAGGUAAAGAAGAGGAAAGUGGGAUUAGGAAAAGGCUAUCCGACACAUCCUUGCUCAGCCCCCCUGGUCCUGAUGCUGGGGACAGACCUCUGAAAAUCCAGUCUGCUGUUCUUGCAGCUGUAGCAGGCUAAAACUGUCAAGGCUUAAGACCUUCCUUGGACUGGGAGGAUAUUUUUUUCCCCUUGAGAUCUAGUUUGUGGUCAGAGCACCCAGGUGGAAAUGAGGACUUGUGGCAUCACUUGGGGGGGGGAAGAUCAUUGGCUAUGCAUUAAUUUGAAGGCUUCUCUGUACAGACCAUAUCAUGUAUACUGGGAUAACAGCUUUUUUUGUAAGGGUUUUGUUCCCAGUGGUAUAAUAAUCACGACAAAAGAAUGCAGUCUGUGGUAGAAAUUUGUGUAAAUUAUUUACAAUAAACUUACAUGACAGUGGUAGGGUUUUGGGGUUGUUUUUCUUUUUCUUUUUGGUCAAAUAAUUGGAAAUUUUGAGGCUCUUUUGUUUUUUCCUUCUGGUUUUUGUAUUUUGUUUUCUUUCUGGUGGGUGGGGCUUGAAGAUGUGCGUCAUGAUGUGUUGUGCCUUAAUGUGUUUGAAUGUCUUUUCUUUAUUCAGAAAUGUCUAUGUAUGUAGAUAUAAAGGAGAAAACUUAUCCACAUGACCUAUGCAUCUUCUUUCAUAAAAGAAACAAGAUCCUUAGCACAACCUGUGAUACUCUGAAACUAAAGUCACAAAAUGACAGGGCUAUAAUAAGAAGGGAGAGCAAUCUGUUAGUGAGCACACUGAGCCUAAAGCUAGAGUUUAACAUCCCUAUUGUGCUCUACCUGAACAGCUUGCCUUUGAACCUUAUACUGCAUACCUGACUCCUCUUAAGGUUAUUUUCAUGGUUUUUGCUUAAAAAAAACAUGAAAACCCAAAAAACAAACACACACACCACACAGGUACGAUUUCCUAUUCUGCUGAUGUACUGAGAGAGAUGACAAACAAUAGAAUAUUUUGAUUUUUUUUUUU
This is a messenger RNA of Haplochromis burtoni (Burton's mouthbrooder), 6657 nucleotides long. It is a transcript of the gene eya4, whose product is annotated as EYA transcriptional coactivator and phosphatase 4. Gene Ontology annotation, biological process: multicellular organism development; cell differentiation; positive regulation of DNA repair. The transcript has 19 exons. Lineage: Eukaryota; Metazoa; Chordata; Actinopteri; Cichliformes; Cichlidae. Gene Ontology annotation, molecular function: protein tyrosine phosphatase activity. Bases 381 to 2417 code for a protein of 678 amino acids. The record is from RefSeq and is a predicted model, not a curated record. Gene Ontology annotation, cellular component: nucleus.